Messenger RNA from Ectocarpus siliculosus, 881 nucleotides. Lineage: Eukaryota; Phaeophyceae; Ectocarpales; Ectocarpaceae. The record is from the annotation of a GenBank genome assembly.
UCAUGGCAAGGGUAGCACGGACGUACAGGAAAUACUGGCCCACGGAUGCCGUCCUGAAAGGAACGGCGGUGCUAGAAGACCUCAUGCUGUGCUCGUUUUCCACCAAGGAUCUCUUGGCAGGGUGGGAUGUCACCACCGACCAGAGCUGGGGCGGCAAAUCUACCGCCACCGUUUCGUGGAAACCGUGGGAACGAUUGGGCGGAACCGAUGGUUCGGCUUCCGCCACGGCUGCCGAUGCCGCUGCUGGCGGCGCUUGUGCCUUGGAUGUGCAGCCAUGGAGGCUUUUCGAAGGAACGCCUGCGACGGCGGCUCCACGAGGUGUUUUGCAGUCGGAGGGCCUGCCGGCAGGGGAUGAGGAGAACACAGCCCCUCCGUUGGAGAAGGGAGGCUUUUUUUGUUUUUCGGGAGAGCUCAGCACGGAGAGGGCCGCCAGAGCUAAGGUUGGAGGAUUCUGCGGCACGAGGUCAACUCGGCGUCAAGAGCCGCUUGUUCUUCCGGACGGUUACCGUGGCGUGGAGAUGCGAAUACGGACUGACGGGCGCCAAUACGAGGUGAAUUUCGAGCCGCAGUCGGGCAUCAUCAACGACCUCUACCAAGGGUACGUGCGGACCCCGGCGGGACAGUGGGCGACCGUGUCCCUCCCCCUGAACCGCCUUCUGCUCACGGGACAGGGCCAGAUCCGCGACAUCCAGAGGAAGUGGGACGUGGGGAUGGAGCUCAAGUCGAUCGGAUUCACCAUCGCAGACGGUGUCGGCGGACCGUUCCGCUUGGACGUGGCGUGGGUGGCGCUGGUGUCAGAGGUGGAUGAUGAAGGGAAGGACGACGGGGACGCGCCCAGAAAAAAACCGCUUCCACCAACGGACGGGGUCAUGUCGUGGUAG